Molecule: messenger RNA, 2567 nt
Organism: Talaromyces proteolyticus
Lineage: Eukaryota; Fungi; Ascomycota; Eurotiomycetes; Eurotiales; Trichocomaceae
Product: putative exonuclease
Exons: 3
Coding region: 147-2423 (758 amino acids)
Biological process (GO): mismatch repair; DNA double-strand break processing; DNA recombination
Cellular component (GO): nucleus
Molecular function (GO): 5'-flap endonuclease activity; 5'-3' DNA exonuclease activity; DNA binding
Source: RefSeq, a predicted model, not a curated record
UGGAGUGCUGGACAAGCUCUUUUUCUUCUCCGACAGCCUUUAUUCUAUAUCUCGAUAUACCGCGUUUAGACAAUCACCUUACGUGUAUUGGAUGUCUAAGUAAACAAACCGCUUGCCGGUGAUCUCAUCCGCACUCGGCCCCCGCGAUGGGAAUCAAAGGGCUGCACGGUCUGCUCAAAUCUAUUCAGAAACCAUGUAACCUUAAAAAAUUCGAAGGCCAAACUUUGGGUGUUGACGCCUAUGGCUGGCUUCACAGAGGUACCGUGGCCUGUGCCAUGGAUUUGGCCUUGGACAGGCCUACUGCAAAACACAUUGAUUUCGUGCUGAACCGGAUUCGCAUGCUACUGUUUUUUGGGGUGACGCCUUACCUCGUUUUCGAUGGUGACAAUCUGCCUAGCAAAUCUGGCACCGAGGCUGAUCGCUUCAAGAAGAGAGAGGAGAGUAAAAAAUUGGCGUUAGAAUUGCACACCAAAGGUCGUACAACAGAGGCUCAACAAGAAUUUCAAAAAGCCGUGGAUGUUACGCCAUACAUGGCUCGGCAGCUCAUCGAGGAAUUAAAGCGGUUGAAAAUCCACUAUGUUGUGGCGCCAUACGAAGCAGAUGCACAAUUAGUGUAUCUUGAACGGCAGGGAAUUAUCAAUGGGAUUAUUUCUGAAGAUUCCGAUUUGUUGGUAUUUGGCGCCAAACGGCUGCUAUCGAAACUCGACCAGUAUGGUGACUGUAUUGAGAUCAACCGCGGCGAAUUCACUGCCUGCCGAGAUAUCAGCUUGAUUGGGUGGACUGAUACCGAUUUUCGACAUAUGUGCAUUCUCAGUGGAUGCGACUAUCUUCCUAAUAUACCCAAAAUGGGGCUUAAGACCGCGUAUCGCAGCAUGCGGAAGUAUAAAAACGUGGAGAAAGUUUUGAAGGUCUUGCAGUUUGAAGGAAACUAUCGCGUUCCUGCGGGGUAUGCGGAAAAUUUCAAACAAGCAGAGAAUACAUUUCUUUACCAGCGAGUAUUCUGUCCUGCUGCACAAAAGCUGGUCGCACUUACUACCCCAGAUUAUGGCCUGAACCUGGAUGAAAUGCCCUACAUUGGCGCUGAUGUUGACCCAGAAGUUGCAGUUGGAGUUGCAUGUGGUGACUUGGAUCCAAUGACAAAAGACGCGAUCAAUCUGAAACCAUCCCUGGCACCGAGGCCUAUACCAAGCCUAAAUAGAAGACAAACUGUGGCAUCGUCGGCUGAUCUGAAGCCUAAUAAACCUAUCAGCUCCUUUUUUACACCUCGGCGGGUCCCGCUUGCCGAACUCGACCCUAAUUCUCUUGCUCCAUCUCCAAGUCAACAGCGUCUUCUUGAACGACAUGCAAAUAACUCAUGGCUGCCCAGUCCUGCCAACCCCGGAUCUGGAUUGAUGCGCUCUACGUCAUCUGCUUCGCUAAAUCGGCUUGAUGAAAGUCCAAUAGUCCGGACCACACAAAGGGAAUCCUUCCUAGGCCGAGCUGCAAGACUCUCCACUGUACCAGCCGUAAAGCGCCAAAGGCUUUGCUCGGAUGCCGAUGAGGGGAUACUUCCGACGCCAUCUGAAGAAGCGCGUAGUCGAUUUUUUGGGGUUUCGAGUGAUGGCGGUGCGAAUGUUCCACGAGUCAAGAAGUCUCGAAAGUCUUCAUUCGGCGUGUUUUCGGAUGACAUAGCUGAGGACAUCAUGUCUCAAAUUGCGGAAUCAUCUGCCCCUGCAGAUGUGCUUAAAUCAACACCCUCCAAAGUUGUUACAGACAAUGAUUCCCAAGAUACGAUUGCGACUUCUCCAGUACAGGUUGAUGCGUGCACGCAAGCAGAGCUAGAUACGGAAAAAACAGACUCUAGUCAGAAUGAUGGUGAAAUUGUGGACGAACAAAAAGACAGUAUGAAACUAGGCCCUCGGCCAGUAAGUAUUGAUACUGAACCGGAGCUAUUCCGCGAAGUGCUCGAGAAACACGUAAAAAGACAAAACGCGUCAUUACUUUCCAAAUUUGUGUUUUCAGGCUCUGAUAAAGGGCCGGAUGUUUUCUCAGCUUCCGCCGAGGAAAAAAGAAUGGCAUCGUCAAGGACUACGACACCAACAGUUCAAGCUGCGGCGGUGUGCCCCGGACGAAGUCUUAAUCGCGGUAGCUCUCUCCAUCGACGAUUCACACCAUUACAAAGGCUUGGCCAGAACGCGCUAUCCAGAUCCAAAUCAAUGGACAACUUCUCGGUGCGAAAGAUGCUCAACAGCACCUCCCGUGACUCUGGAUACGAGUCAGAUUUUGGAAGAGAGAUGCAGCCUGAGGCCGUAUCGGCUUUAAGGAACUCCCACGGAAGCGAAGACCAAAUAGUGCCUGAUAGCGACGAGGAUGCAGAAGAAAGCCCUCAAGAGAGCGCGACGCUAAAGCUCAACCUCCAACGUUUUUCCUUUAUACCGGGGUAGGAUUAUCUGAAGAUUAUCUCUUAACGCAUCGUACAGGCGCUGUUGCAUAUUGGCAUAUUAAUUAUUGGCAUCAUUUCUGGGUCCAAUUGAUUGGCGACACGGGAGUGUUUAGGUUCUCCAUUGGAUGAAUUUGUAUUGGAUACC